Vespa velutina is the source of this 714-nucleotide messenger RNA. It is a transcript of the gene Burs, whose product is annotated as bursicon. The record is from RefSeq and is a predicted model, not a curated record. The transcript is spliced from 3 exons. Gene Ontology annotation, biological process: animal organ morphogenesis. Bases 14 to 361 code for a protein of 115 amino acids. NCBI's taxonomy places the organism in Eukaryota, Metazoa, Arthropoda, Insecta, Hymenoptera, Vespidae. Gene Ontology annotation, molecular function: receptor ligand activity; BMP binding.
GAGAGCCAGCAGAAUGUAUCAUAAUAAAAGGAUAUUGUGGUGCCACGUUGUUAUAACAAGUAUGCUGAUGUGUAUUCUAUUUGAGAAUACCAAAGCAAUCGUAGGAAUUGACGAAUGUCAAGCAACUCCUGUGAUACACUUUCUUCAAUAUCCAGGCUGUAUUCCAAAACCAAUACCUAGUUAUGCUUGCAGAGGACGCUGUAGCAGCUAUCUACAGGUGUCCGGAUCGAAAAUUUGGCAAAUGGAAAGAAGCUGCAUGUGUUGUCAAGAAAGCGGCGAAAGGGAGGCUAGUGUAUCCCUUUUCUGUCCGAAAGCAAAACCAGGAGAAAGAAAAUUCCGAAAGUUGAGUUUAUUUUUUUAAACUCUUUAUUGAAUUUAAAAACUUCUCGCGAAACGCCAUAAACUUUUUAAAUUCGAAUCGAUGUGUCGUUUUCACAUUGAUGUUAACAGCAAACCGUUUGACACCACGAGUUUUGUACCGCCAUAUUGUUUUCGUGUAGAAACGGCCAGUACUGAAGGUAUAGAAGAUGACGAUCGCGGGAAUUUCAAACGAUAAUUAAAUACGCGCCUCGUGAUGAACUUUAAAAAAAUAAUUUUUCAAUAAUAUCUUUUUUUUUACAAAAUUCAAUCCAUAAUUGUUGUUUUCGAAUUUGAAAAUUCAAUUAACAUUGAAAAUAUAUCGAGAAUAAUUUCUCUUAUGUUUUAAAAACAUUU